AUGAAUAUUACUUUCGAUACAGGAACUGAGCAGUUCAAGCUCUAUGUUCAACCAUCAGAUAGCUUGUCGAUGUAUCUAGAGGAAAUCACGACAAGAGUACAGUGCGAAAAAGCGGAUAUAGCAUUUACACAUGAUAAUAAAAGAGUGCAAACCUCAAAACCAAUAAUGGACUGGAUAUCAGACAAAAAGACUGUAUGCAUACUAAUGAAAUAUACAUAUACAAUUCAGUGGAAAGAAAAAGUCAAAAGAAUUCGUUCAUAUACAAAUAUACGAGUUUCCCGGCUUGUUCAAGAGUGCGUAACUCAAUUUAAACUCUCGAAUAAACCUAUUUCGAUGUACAUUCUGAAAACUGCAAAUGGUAGAAUGCUAGAAUCAUCUUCCACUCUUCCUUUUUGUGGAAUUUCAAUGACUUUGAGUUUGGUCUGUGUGGAGAGCGUUGAAAUAUCGGUUAAUAAGGACAAGAUUCUACUGUCCGUAAAAGUGAAUCCGUUUGCAACUGUGAGAGAUUUAGUGAAAUAUGAGAAAAUAUGCAAAACAGAUUAUUUCCUAUACACUUUAGUAGUGAAUAAUCGCAGUGUCGAGGACUACGUAACAAUACAAGAGUUGAACUUACGCAAUACGGAUACGGUAUCAUUGAUCAAAACUGCUUUGAAAAGAAGGAGAGAUUCUGUAAAGGAAAAGCCAAGGCAAGCAGUUGAUUUUAUGGAGUUACCCGAGUUAUCAGAUGGUAGUAGUAAUUCCAAUUCAGAGUCAGACGACUCACAACAAAGUAUUUCUUCCGAAUUAUCAUACUCUUCUCUGGACUACGAAGAGACAGCAAACGAGAAAUUACGUAUGAUAGGUCUGCAUCCGAGUACUCUUUCUUCAAAUCAUUUGGAUUCUACGACUAAUGUCCCAAAGGCAGAAGCAGGCAAAAGACCGAAAUACGAAAACCAUAAGCAAAAAGCAGCCAUUCAAGAGAGUGAUGAAGAUAAUACUGGAUCUCUCAACAAAAAACAUAAGGAAGACAACAAAAAGAGAGUACAGGACCAUAAUGGGAAUGCAGAAUUCGAUUCUCUCAUAGAACAGCAUUCCACCAGCUCUUUGGUCCAAAAUUCAGAGGAGUCCAACCAAUCAAUGCUAUCAUUUAGUGUCUUUGCUGAGAGUGAGGAAAUUCCAUUAACAAUGGAAAAGACUGACACAAUUGCGCAAUUGAUUAUGGAUGUAUGCGGCAAUGAUACGGAAUUGGAUGAGAGAAAAUAUGAUAUGUCUACUAGCAACUUUUUGUAUAUCGCAGAUGAGACGAAUAUUAUUACAGUGCAAUACGCCCACGACAUUAUUCAGUUUGUGUUAACCGAAAAGUUAACGCUACGUGACAUUCUGAGUGAAACAGAUUAUCCCUCAACAGGUCAGCUAUAUAUUAAAGGUGUAGAAAAACCUCUCAAAUCAGAUGUACCACUUGUGAAACAAGGAGUUGAGAAUAAAAUGGAAUUAGAGUAUAAGGAUACAGAAAUUAAAAAGGAAAUACACUUGUAUGAAGGUGACAAACUGAUUGCUCUACAAUAUGAACCCGAAAAAACAGUUUCCGAUAUUAUAGAAAGCUAUUUGGCUCUGAAAAAAGUGAAGGCAAUAAAGACAAUUCUCAAACAAACUGUCCUUACAAUUCAUAAACAGUUUGACAUAAUUGAAAAUUCUACAAUAAUGAAAGACAUAGAUUCUCAGGAGUUUGAUGUAUAUAAGAGAAAAGAAUUGGAAAGGAUACAGAUAAACAAAGGAAAUAGCAAAACAAAUAGUCUUGCCACAGAGAAAAAGGAAAGAAAUGAAAUGAAAAAUAAGGAUACUCAGUUAAGCAACGAGUGUAAAGAUGAAAGCAGCAAAACAAAGAGGAACGGAAACAAGGCAGGUCGUUGUGAAAUAAAAAAGAAAAAUAAGGAGGAAAAGACCGAGAUAGAUACACAUGCUGAACAUAAUAAACAAGAGACAAAUGCAAUGGGGGGAUUAAAAGCCGAUAAUGAAGGACAUAAACCGGUUGAGAAGACCACGCUUACGGCAAUCAAAAUUCUACUUGAAUUUGACAAGGACAAGAAAGAAAUAGAUAUCUCGAAUCCUGAGGUUAAGGAAAGAACUGAAGAAAUAGACAAAGAAAUCGCCAUGGUAAAAAAAGGAUUCAAUCUGUAG
Messenger RNA from Blastocystis hominis, 2157 nucleotides. RefSeq lists its product as hypothetical. The transcript is spliced from 11 exons. The record is from RefSeq and is a predicted model, not a curated record. Lineage: Eukaryota; Bigyra; Opalinata; Blastocystidae. Bases 1 to 2157 code for a protein of 718 amino acids.